Messenger RNA from Cooperia oncophora, 1002 nucleotides. Lineage: Eukaryota; Metazoa; Nematoda; Chromadorea; Rhabditida; Trichostrongylidae. The record is from the annotation of a GenBank genome assembly.
AUGCAAAUUCAACAGCAUAUCGUCCCGUCGUAUUCUUACAGCACGGUCUCCUCUGCACCAGUUCCAUAUGGUUGCUCAAUCUACCUCAUCAAUCAGCUGGCUUAUCUGUUUGCUGACCGUGGAUUCGAUGUGUGGCUGGGUAAUAUGAGAGGGAACAUCUAUUCACGACGUCAUGUCACACUGGACAGCGAUUACAAAGAAUUCUGGAAGUUCAGUUGGGAAGAAAUGGCUGAUUAUGACUUACCGGCUAUGAUCGACUAUGUACUUAAUGCUACCGAACAAACGUCACUCUAUUACGUUGGCCACUCGCAAGGAACAUUGACGAUGCUCACGAAACUGAGCAAAGACAAGGAUUUCUCCAGAAAGAUUCGCAAAUUUUUCUCGCUCGCUCCAGUGUCACGAAUGUCCCACGUCAAAGGAUUGUUUUACUAUCUUGGUCAAAUCUAUGAGCAAUUCAAACUUGUUUAUCGAUUAUUCGGCGAUAAUGAAUUUUUGUCAAACAACAUAUUCACACAACUACUGACGGAUAUCAUUUGCGACAAAUCGGUGAAUAAUCCGCUAUGCGAAAAUUUCAUUUUCUCCGUGAGCGGACCAAACAGCAAUCAGUUCAACUCGUCCAGAAUUGGCAUUUAUUUGGCCCAUAAUCCAGCUGGGACGUCGUCUCGAAACAUGUUACACUUUGCGCAGAUGGUACGCACAAAAAGUAUGGCACCGUUCGAUCUAGGGCCAGAAGGAAAUACCAGGAAGUACGGUCAGGCUAUUCCACCAGAGUACGACAUGAGCCGUGUCCAUAGCCACAUCUAUCUUUUCUACUCGGAUUAUGACUGGCUGGCUAAUGCCGUGGACGUUGAAGAGUUCCUGAUUCCAUCUUUACCAAAGUCCAGCGUCAAAUUCGCCAGCUCGCAAGGAAAUAUACGAUCCAAUCACGAACAUUAUCAAAAUCGAUACACGACGGUUGUUGAUUCAGAAGAGGCCAUGAAACAUAUUUCAAACUCGACGUAA